UCAAAGCUGAAUCCAGCUGACACAGCCUCUCGAGGCAUGAAGAUUGGCCCUUUUUUAAAGUCUUCCACCUGGAUCAGUGGACCGGAAUUUCUCACAAAACAUGAGAUUCAAUGGCCAACAGUGAUCAAAGAAAGACCUGUCCAUUUAGAACCUGAUCCAGAGGUUAAAGAUCAGAUCCUGACAUGCGUAGCUUUAUUGGAAAAAGUGUGUCCCACUACUAAGCUGUUAAUGUACUUUUCCAGUUGGACAAAGCUAAAAAGAAGUGUAGCAUGGAUCCUGAAACUAAAAGAAAGGAUGCAAACAAAGAAGUUGCUAACCAGACACCGUGGAAAUAAAAUGUAUAAUGAUCAGGACAACAAAAUGGAUGUUCAGCUUACAACUGAUGAUCUCUUAAAGGCUGAGGAAGCCAUAGUGAGCUUUGUGCAAAGAAAACAUUUUGGUGAUGAAAUAGCUGCCCUGAGCUCUGGUGCAGUGAAGAAGUCAAGUCAUCUGUAUAAGCUUGAUCCUGUUGUUACUGAUGGUGUGUUGAGAGUAGGUGGCAGACUGAGCAAAGCGGCAUUACCUGAAGAAACAAAACAUCCUGUAAUAUUGCCUAAAGAAAGCCAUGUUUCAAAGCUCAUUCUUCAACAUAUCCAUGAAAAGGUUGGACACAGAGGAAGAAAUCACAUGCUUUCUACUCUUCGACGACAGUACUGGAUCCCUCAUGCUAAUUCAGCAGCUAGAAAGAUAAUCAGAGACUGUAUGGUGUGUCAAAGACAACGACGAAAGCCAGUUCACCUGGAGGUGGCACAUUCUCUUGACACAGAUUCCUGCAUAAAUGCCAUCAGGAGAUUCAUCUGCCGCAGAGGUCAAGUAAAGGAAAUAAGGUCGGACAACGGAACCAACUUUGUCAGCUCAAAUCGUGAGUUAAAGCAAGCCGUGUUGGAGCUAAAACAAAGCAAAAUCCAAAAAUGCUUAGCACAAGAUGGCAUAAAGUGGACUUUCAACCCUCCUUAUGGAGCCCAUCAUGGUGGUGUAUGGGAGCGCCUGGUACAGGAAAUAAAAAGAGUGCUGUGCUCCAUCACAAACCAGCAGGUACUAGAUGAUGAAGGCUUGCACACAGUGUUUUGUGAAGUGGAGGCUAUAUUAAAUGAUCGCCCGAUUACACCUUCUUCUGAAGAUCCCAAUGAUUUAGAGGUUCUUACUCCAAAUCAUUUGCUCCAGUUAAAAAGUAAGCCUGUGCUGCCGCCAUGUUUGAGCCAAAAGGAGGUCCAGUACAUUCGGAGACGUUGGAGGCAAGCCCAAUACAUUGUGGACCUGUUCUGGAAACGGUGGGUGAAAGAAUAUCUUCCUUUGUUGCAAGAGCGACGGAAAUGGAACAAGACUCGCAGGAACUUUGCCAUUGAUGAUGUGGUGCUUGUUGUCGACGAGGCUGCACCGAGAAAUUCUUGGCCUAUUGGAUACAUCACAGAAACCAUGGGAGAUGCAAGUGGAUUGGGUUGA
Poecilia latipinna (sailfin molly) is the source of this 1482-nucleotide messenger RNA. RefSeq lists its product as uncharacterized. The record is from RefSeq and is a predicted model, not a curated record. Lineage: Eukaryota; Metazoa; Chordata; Actinopteri; Cyprinodontiformes; Poeciliidae. Gene Ontology annotation, molecular function: nucleic acid binding. The transcript is spliced from 2 exons. Gene Ontology annotation, biological process: DNA integration. The coding region runs from base 37 to 1482 and encodes 481 amino acids.